GUUAAUGAUGAACCAUCGUGAAACCGCUCCGUGGACCUUACAGCAUGAAACUAAUGAAUAAACACGCUUUUUAACACGUUUAUCUUUUUUUUUUUUAAGCUUCCAGUUUUUAACAAAUGUGACAAACUAAACCCGCGGAGCUGAGGCAUCGCUAAUGUGAAGUUUCGGCUGUUGUUUUCCCAACUCGUCGGACUGGACAAAGGGUCGCUCGGUUUGUCUCGGCUUGUAUCGGCUUGUAUCGGCUUGUGGGAGUAAUCGUGUGGAAAUGGACCGAUACCGAUAUUUGAUGCUUGCCCAGGGGCGAAUGCUGGUGCUGGGCGUGCUGCAGAUCGCGUGCGCGGGGCUGUGCGUGAUCUGCGGGGUCAUGGACGCGGUCUUCAGGAAGGACACCCCGCUGAGCACCACCAGGACUCCGAUCUGGGGAGGAAUGAUCAUGGCUGUUCCAGGUGUGCUGGCUCUAUUUGCAUCCCAGAGGAAAAACCACAUCCUGGUGAGCGCUCUGAUCCUGUGUGCCGGCCUGUCCUGUGCAGCCUCGGUCUUCGUGUCGGGGUACUCCUGCCUCACACUGACCUACGGAGAGGAGGACACCCAGGUCUUCCACCACCACAAAAGCCCCGAAGUGAGGUUCGUCCUGCACCGCCUGGUCAAAGGAGCCAAUGUCACCAUCCUCCUGAGCUGUGGGCUGGGCCUGCUUCUGUCCUCCGCCAUCGCCUUUCUGUCCUGCCGCAGCCUGCCUCUCUGUGCCUGCUACGACUACACUACUGGACUGGAGAGCCUGGUUCCACAGUGCGAGCCUGGGGACACAGAGCUGGUGUGCACCUGGAGAGCAGGCGACAACGACGACGAGCGCUUGUUCAACUCUCCGGCCCAGAGCUCAGAGCGGAGCAGAGCUGAGGAGGAGGAGCAGCAGCAGCAAAGCCGGUCCACACCGCCCCCGUACAGCAGACUCACCUGACAGACCCCGCCCACAGAAAACUCACCUGGAGAAACGGGCUCUAUCCACGCUUACGUCACAAACCAGGAAGACGUUUGGAAACAUGUGGCGACAACUUCCGGUGUAGUUCCCGACACUGGGCUCCCCGACCGACUGUGAUCAAACCCGUGAUCAGCGGUAAAAUGAAGACUGCAGACGUAUUUGCUGUUUGGAAUCAUCUGGAAUUCAGCGCCCUUAUCUCUUCUAAUCGCGUGUACCCAGCGAACUCAGAGUUGUGCGUCAGUGGGCGAAUGAUGAAAACUGAGGUGUGGUUGUAAUUGUUGAUUCGCCAAACGCUACAGUGACAUUUAAGAUGAAGAAAACUGGAACAUUUUCUCAUUUUCCUACAUUUCCUCAGAUUUACCACCACCGGAAGUUGUCAUCGCGUGGUUCCAAACGUCUUCCUUUGAAUUUGAGUUUGAAUACCUGAGAAAGCACUACCAGCACCUUGGUAUUGAAUCAUUUUACUGUUUUUAUUGUGGUAGAAACUGAAUUUAAAAGGCGAGGCAAGUUUAUUUGUAUAGCACAGUUCGUACACAAAGUCGGAGUGCUGUACAGCAGGGGUCUCCAAACUUUUUCCUCCGGUGAGCUCCUUUUACAAAACAAAAAUGCCAGAGAGCUACUAGUUUUAUCGGUCACAAGAAAUGCAGUAUACAUAAGAGCCACGGCAAACCUUAGAUGAGGUGAAGUUACGUGAAAAAAAUAAAACAUAACCCAUUAUUCACUUAUUAGUGUUUAAAGUUUGGCAUCAAAAUGACACAUACAAUGGUAACAAGCAUAUCAUUUUCAAUUUUGGUAACACUUUAGUUUAGAGACCAUAUAUUAAUAGCUAAUUAAGUGGUAAUUGGUAUAGUAAUAAGCUGUUACUUAUUGUUAUUAUUUAGUCUUAAUCAAACAUUUAAUAAUGCUUAAGAUUUUAGUGUAUGCACAAAAACAUCUAUUGUAAUCUCCUCUACUUUAAUUGGAAGAAAAUAGUUCAUGCAGUGAAAGUAAAUAGCAAUAAAGAUGUAAUUAAGUAUUUAUUAUGCAUUUUACUAUUAACUAGCUAUUAAAGGUUGUAUAGAAGAUUUUCCAAAUGCAGCGACUGUUUGUCCUUUUUCAAAUGUCGCGCUUCUCUCCGCUUCCCCUUCAAAAACAGACUUUAUUUUGCGGCGAACUGGUCGCGAAUUCUUGUCUGACAUUACAACAAACUUUGUGCAAACUGAGAGGAAGUUACAGUUCAAAAAAGACGCUAAGAACCGCUGUGUUGGUUGAGUAAACAGAAUCAGUGCGUGAGAGGCGAAUGUAAACCACGUAAUCCCAGCGCGCCGGCAAGUCAGUGACGCUAGAAACGUAGAGAGUUUGAUUUACAACCCAACAGCCAAUAGAUAAAGAGGUAGCCUUGUUAUCUAUUGGCUGAUGUUUAUCUGCCCUCACCACAUCCACAGUUGAUGGAUUUUCAUUCUUUUUUUUUUGGUCAUCUUAAUUACAAGGCUGCUGCAUUUCUAUCAUUCUAUUUUGAACUUUCAUCGACAAUUUGAAAUAAAACAAAAAAAAUCCUCCAUUCAACCUUUAAUAUGUGACCCUAAACUACACAGAUUAAGUGUCUAAUAAAGUGUUACCUCAAAUUUGACUUAAUCAGCACAAUACGUGUAAUUCAGAAAUUCUUUAUCGAGCUACUUGGAAGGGGUUGGAGAGCUACUGGUGGCUCCCGAGCUACAGAUUGGAGACUCCUGCUUUACAGAAUGUGAUUUUAAUGCAUUUCUUAAUGAAAACAAAUCAAAAACAUGAAUGAUCAUCAUAAAAUUAAAGUGGAAGAGACAUUAAAUGAGGGAGAAGAGUGCAGAAUGAAAAUGUAAUUUUUUGAGCCUGGAUUUAAACAGAGUCAAAGAUGAGGUCUGUCUCACAUCUUCAGGUUUUAGCUGCGUGAGUCUGAAACUCUGACUCUCUGUGUUUAGUCCUGACUCUGAGAACCAGCAGGAGGCCGGUCCCUGAUGAUGAUGAUGAUGAUGAUGUCAGAGAUGUAAUUUGGUGCUCAGCCAUGUAGAGACUUGAGCACAGGACUUGCCUACUCGUACUGAUACAAAUUAGUACCAGAGCUGUAGCGUUCUGGAUGCACUGCUGCUGUCUUUGUCUGCUUUAGACAGUAUACCCUUUGAUUUUUUUCUAUGUUUUUUUUUUUACACUAAUAAUAACACAAUGUCAUCAUAGCUGUGACUGAUACCAGCGCCACAAACCGUACUCCCCUCACUUACUGUAUUUUCCAGACUAUAAGUCGCACCAGCCAAAAAAUGCGCAGUGAAGAAGAAAAAAACAUAAGUCGCACCGGACUAAGGCGCACUUUUUGGGGAAAUGUGUUUUUUAAAAUCAGAGACCAGGAACUGACAUUUCAUCUUGAAAGACAAGUUAUAGAAAAACGGCACAACACAGAACAAGACACUGAAUGGGCGUUAAUAUGUUAAUGUAACAUAUUAAUUCAGAUAAUUAAAGCAUAAACAACAGAACAUAAGUUUACCAAACUCACAAUCUCACUCCAAAUCACUAAAUCCAUAGAAUUCUUCAUCCUCUGUGUCACUUCUGUGCGACCUCUGAGGAUAAACCAUAGAUCCAUGAUGCAAACAGAACGCCACUUCCUCUUCUGUGUCGCUGUCGUCAGACUCAGCAUCAGUUCCAGUUAAAAUUAUUCCGGUCUUUCUGAAUUCCGACAGGAUGGUUUCGAUUGUCAUUGAAAUUCAGGCUUUGUCGGUUCAUCCAGUGACUUCUAGGAAAGUUUCAUGGUGCAUCCUCCCGGUUGCAGUGAAGCUGUGUUCUCCAUCCCCGCUUUCCCCCAGUCCCUCACAAGUUUCUCGCUCUCUCCAAACUUUCUUUCUGCUGCUCGAUUACCAUUUUCAGAUGAAUAUUUCACUCUUUGUAGCGAGACAGCGGCUCUUUCUACAGGAGGCAUGCACAGUAGAGCCAAGUGACAGUGGAACAUGAGUAAAAGUAGUACUAGAUACUGACACACAAGCCUAGAGCGCCCUCUCGCGGCUGUCACUGUGAAAAUUUUAAUAUAUAAGUCGCGCCGGAGUAUA
Boleophthalmus pectinirostris (great blue-spotted mudskipper) is the source of this 4023-nucleotide messenger RNA. RefSeq lists its product as uncharacterized. The record is from RefSeq and is a predicted model, not a curated record. Bases 266 to 955 code for a protein of 229 amino acids. Lineage: Eukaryota; Metazoa; Chordata; Actinopteri; Gobiiformes; Gobiidae. Gene Ontology annotation, cellular component: membrane. The transcript has 6 exons.